Ricinus communis (castor bean) is the source of this 1954-nucleotide messenger RNA. Its product is annotated as DEAD-box ATP-dependent RNA helicase 20. Lineage: Eukaryota; Viridiplantae; Streptophyta; Magnoliopsida; Malpighiales; Euphorbiaceae. The record is from RefSeq and is a predicted model, not a curated record. The coding region runs from base 241 to 1758 and encodes 505 amino acids. Gene Ontology annotation, cellular component: cytoplasm; nucleus; ribonucleoprotein complex. Gene Ontology annotation, molecular function: ATP binding; RNA helicase activity; RNA binding. The transcript has 10 exons.
CCAAAUUUUUCUUUUCUAGGAAAAAAUAAAAGAAAACCCAAGAGGAAAGAAAGAGCAAGGGAGAGCGAUAAAACUCGAGAGAGAGAGAGAGAAGAGGGGUCGUCUUCUACCUUUCAUUUUACCAAAAGUUGAAAACCCCAUAAACCCACUUGGAAAAGAGAAAAAAAGAACCGAUUCUCUAUCUAUCGUCACUCAUUCAAUUAACAAUCCACAGUUAGUACUCUCACGAUUGCAACAAGCAUGAGCCGAUACGACAGCCGCUCCGGCGACCCUACUUCCUAUCGUGACCGGAGAAGUGAUUCGGGUUUCGGUGGGGCAUUAGCAUAUGGUGGGUCUGGUCGGUCCUCAUCUGAAAGGCGGGAAUAUGACCGUGCUAUCUCACCAAGGAAAUCAGAUUUGGAUGGGUUGACUCCUUUUGAGAAGAAUUUUUAUGUGGAAUCUCCAUCAGUGGCGGCAAUGUCAGAGAGGGAGGUUGAAGAAUAUAGGCAACGGAGAGAAAUUACUGUAGAGGGUCGGGAUGUUCCAAAACCUGUCAAAAGUUUUCGUGACGUGGGUUUUCCAGAUUAUGUUUUAGAAGAAGUAACAAGGGCGGGCUUUGUUGAACCUACACCAAUACAAGCCCAAGGGUGGCCAAUGGCUUUGAAGGGCCGUGACCUCAUUGGUAUUGCUGAAACAGGAUCAGGAAAGACACUAGCUUACCUAUUGCCUGCAAUUGUCCAUGUCAAUGCCCAGCCAAUUUUAGCUCCUGGGGAUGGUCCAAUUGUACUAGUUUUAGCUCCCACACGUGAACUUGCUGUUCAGAUACAACAAGAAGCUACUAAAUUUGGUGCAUCAUCGAGAAUAAAAAAUACAUGCAUAUAUGGCGGGGUUCCAAAGGGACCCCAGGUGCGUGAUCUCCAGAAAGGUGUUGAAAUUGUAAUUGCUACGCCUGGAAGGUUGAUUGAUAUGUUGGAAUCACAUCAUACAAAUUUGAGAAGAGUUACUUAUCUGGUACUGGAUGAGGCAGAUCGGAUGCUAGAUAUGGGGUUUGACCCUCAGAUACGAAAAAUUGUUUCUCAGAUUCGCCCGGAUCGUCAAACUUUGUACUGGAGUGCAACUUGGCCUAAAGAGGUUGAACAACUAGCAAGGCAAUUUCUUUACAACCCAUACAAAGUGGUAAUAGGAUCUGCAGAUUUAAAAGCUAAUCAUGCAAUACGUCAACACGUUGACAUUGUUUCUGAGAAUCAAAAAUAUAACAAGCUGGUGAAGUUGCUGGAGGAUAUCAUGGAUGGUAGCCGAAUUCUUAUUUUUAUGGAUACCAAGAAAGGUUGUGACCAGAUCACCCGGCAGCUUCGUAUGGAUGGUUGGCCUGCUCUCUCAAUUCAUGGAGACAAAAGUCAAGCUGAAAGGGAUUGGGUACUCUCAGAGUUCAAAGCUGGCAAAAGUCCUAUAAUGACUGCAACAGAUGUUGCUGCUCGUGGACUAGAUGUGAAAGAUGUAAAGUUUGUAAUUAAUUAUGACUUUCCUGGGUCCCUUGAGGAUUAUGUUCAUCGUAUUGGUCGAACUGGAAGGGCUGGAGCCAAAGGAACUGCCUACACUUUCUUUACUGCUUCAAAUGCCAGAUUUGCAAAGGAACUUAUUUCAAUACUUGAGGAAGCUGGGCAAAAGGUUAGUCCAGAGCUGGCUGCAAUGGGUCGUGGUGCCCCUCCGCCUCCAUCAGGUUAUGGGGGUUUUCGAGAUCGUGGGAGAGGUUACGGUGGUGGCCGCUCUUGGAGCUAAUGGUGUUCAAGAGAAAACCUGUAUGACUGGAACAUAGAUGUCCUGCAAACCAACUUGUUCACUUGAUCAGUUUCUUUUCAUUUUAUUGCUUUGCCUGCCUAUAGAUUUGGCGGUUAGGUCUGUAAGCUAUUUCCUGGAAUGGUCUCCAGAACAUAUUAAAAUUUGUACUAUAUAGUGUUGAAGGUUUUUUUUUUUU